GGUCGCCUUGCACUGUGAUGCGCCUCUUGACAUGACUCACGCCGCCACGACGAUGCACGAUACCCACGACGUCCGCCGGUAGCAGAGACCAGAGCCCGCCCGCCGCUACAUUCAGAGCCCGCCGCCAUGGCCGAGGCCGCGCCCAACUAUGCUGUCAAGCAGCAGGUGGUGGAUAAGAUCCCCGCGCGCAUCAAGCAUAUCCAGUUCGGCAUCUACUCCAACCAGGACAUUGUCAACCAGGCCGUCCUCGAAGUCUCCGACCGCAAUGUCUACGACCUCACCCCCGCCGCCGACAACACGCGCACCCUUACCGCCAAUGGGCCCAUGGACACUCACAUGGGUAUUUCGAGCAAGACAGGAAAAUGCGGAACCUGCGGCGAGGGCCUUGACAAGUGCAACGGCCACUUUGGCCACAUCAAGCUGGCCCUGCCGGCCUUCCACGUGGGAUACCUGAAGCACAUCAUCGAGGUGCUGAACUGCAUCUGCAAGGACUGCUCGCGCGUGCUGCUGGAUGAGGUGGAGCGACGCAGGUACUUGCGCAGCAUGCGCCGCCCCGAUAUGGACACCCUGCGACGCAGCGCCGUCUCGAAGAGGAUCCUGGAGGACUGCCGAAAGAAGAAGACGUGCCCGUACUGCAAUGCGCUGCAGGGCACCGUCAGGAAGGUCCCCGGCCACCCGCUCAAAAUCAUCCAUAACCGCUACGACGCCUACAACCGAUCGACCGCAAAGACAAAGAAGGCCCCCGCCGGCAAGAUUGAAUUCGACCAGUCCUUCGACACAGCAAAGGCAGCGAACCCCGACCUCGACAAGCAUCUCAAAAAGGCCGCCGACGAUAUGCACCCCCUGCGAGCCCUCAACUUGUUCAAGAAGAUCUCCCCCGAGGAUUGCGAGCUGCUGGCCAUGAUUCCGGAGGACGCACGGCCGGAAAUGCUGAUCUGGGAGUACAUGCCUGUACCGCCUGUUGCGCUGCGACCAUCGGUCAUGCAGGAGGGAGGAGCCACGGAAGAUGAUGUGACGAACAAGAUUGGAGACAUCUGCCAGAUCAGCAGUAUUAUCAGGGCUGGCCUGGCACGAGGCUUUCCGCUUCAAAUCCUCAUGGAGCAGUGGGAUUUCUUGCAACUGCAGAUCGCUAUGUACAUCAACAGUGACGCGCCCGGUCUGAAACAGCAGGGUCUGCAGAAGACAAUGCGCGGUUUCUCGCAGAGACUCAAGGGCAAGGGUGGACGAUUCCGUCAAAACUUGUCUGGAAAGCGUGUCGACUUCUCAGGUCGCACUGUCAUUGGACCCGAUCCUAACUUGAGUAUUGAGGAAGUUGCUGUGCCAGAACGCGUCGCCAAGAAUCUAACAUACCCUGAGAAGGUGACGAGAUACAACAUCGAAAAGCUCAAAAAGCUAGUGCUGAACGGUGCCAACAAAUACCCCGGCGCGAACUACAUCUUGAAGGACGAUGCCGAACGAACUCCGAAUAGAGAGCGCACCAAGAUCUCGUUAGCUGCACUGACGAAGCACGACCGGAAGGGUGAGCGCCUAAAGUUUCCUGCAGAGAAGCUCAAGAUUGGCGACAUCGUCGAACGGCAUAUCGAAGACGGCGACAUCGUACUAUUCAAUCGACAACCUUCUCUCCAUAAGCUUAGUAUUCUCAGUCACAGGGCCAAAGUCCGACCAUGGAGAACCUUUCGACUCAACGAGUGUGUCUGCAAUCCCUACAACGCCGAUUUCGAUGGUGAUGAGAUGAACUUGCACGUUCCACAAACUGAAGAAGCACGCACAGAGGCUACCGAGCUUAUGGGCGUAAGGUACAAUAUUGCCACUCCAAAGAACGGUACACCUAUCAUUGCAGCCAUCCAGGAUUUCAUUACUGCAGCCUUUCUACUCAGCAACAAGAGCAACUUCUACGAUCGACGUACAUUCUGUCAGAUCGUCAACUACAUGUUCAAUGGAGAUGGAGCGUACGAUCCCGACACAGGCAAGACAUUGCCAAUCGAGAUCCCGCCACCUGUCAUCUGGAAGCCACAAGCACUUUGGACGGGAAAGCAGGUCUUCAAUCUUCUCAUGCGGCCCAACAAGGCAUCAAGAGUUCUUGUUAACCUUGAAGCCGCAAAUAAGAUGUUCAAGCCAAAGGCUGGCGUAGCACACGACCUCAGCGACAACGACUCGUACCUGGUCAUCCGUAACUCAGAAGUGAUGUGUGGAUGCAUGGACAAAGCAACAGUUGGUGAUGGAAAGAAAGAUUCCGUCUUCUACGUCAUGAUGCGUGAUUUUGGACCCGAACAUGCUGUCCAGGGCAUGAACAGACUCUCCAAGCUGUCCGCGCGAUGGCUGACCAACAAUGGCUUCUCCCUCGGUAUCAGCGACGUCACUCCAGGCGAGAAGCUCAUGCAAAAGAAGCAGGCCCUAGUUGUCGAAGCGUACAAGCAGUGCGACAAGAUCAUCAGCGACUUCCAGGAAGGGAAACUGCAGCGUGAUCCAGGAUGCGACGAAGAGAAGACAAUGGAGAACAGAAUUGGUGGUAUCCUGUCCAACGUUCGUCAAGCUGCCGGUGAGAUUUGUUUCGAGGAGCUCAGCAGAUGGAACUCACCCCUUCUCAUGGCCAAAUGCGGUUCGAAGGGUUCCAAUUUGAACGUCUCGCAGAUGGUUGCUUCCGUCGGCCAACAGAUGAUUGGUGGUGCGCGUGUUGCGGAUGGCUUCCAUCACCGAACGCUGCCUCACUUCCCCAAGGCGGCGCGACAGCCAGCAGCGAAGGGCUUCGUCAGUAACAGUUUCUUCUCGGGUCUUACGCCAUCCGAGUUCAUUUUCCACGCCAUGAGUGGUCGUGAAGGUCUCGUCGAUACUGCUGUCAAGACCGCCGAAACUGGUUACAUGAGUAGACGACUUAUGAAGUCCCUGGAAGAUUUGUCGGCCUCAUACGACGACACAGUACGAAACUCUUCAGGUACUGUCGUGCAGUUCCAAUAUGGAGACGAUAACCUGGAUCCCGUCGACAUGGAGGGUAAGGCCAAGCCUGUAAACUUUGACCGAACCUUCUCUCACGCCGUGACAUCAACUUGGACCAACAGCGAGCCCACCCUCGUCCCGGCUGAGAUCCGCGAGCAUGUCCAUGCCAGGAUGAACACGGAACGUAACAAAUACCCGCGAUACAUGCUGGAUGGCGUAACGAGGCUCGACUUCAAGGACAAUAGUGACUCUGGAAUCGACCAGAAGGAGUCUAUGCGCGACUUCCUUGAUACUGUCGAAGACUAUGUGGGCAAGAAGGCUACUAAGCUUGAGACAACUCUUCUUUACCUUGGCGUUGCCGAGCCGUCCCAGAGCCUGGAGAAACUUUCCCAAGAGGUUGCGGAGAAGUACAGUCUUGCUGACGGUAUCGCAAAGAUCUCCCAAAGAGCCCUUGACACUUUCAUUGAUCUCUGUCUUACCAAGUAUCACCGCUCGCGAGUCCAGCCUGGCCACGCUGUAGGUGCUAUUGGUGCGCAGUCUAUUGGUGAGCCUGGUACUCAGAUGACGCUGAAAACUUUCCAUUUUGCUGGUGUUGCUGGUAUGUCCAUCACCCAGGGUGUCCCGCGUAUCAAGGAAAUCAUCAACGCCUCAUCCACCAUCUCCACCCCCGUCAUUACUUGCGAGUUGUCCAACAAACUCUCCGAAUCCGCCGCACGUAUCGUCAAGGCACGUGUUGAGAAGACCUACUUGCGCGACAUCAUCACCUAUGUCGAGGACGUCUGGCAUCCCAGUGGCGCCUACAUCGCCAUGCGCGUUGACUGGGAUACCGUCAAUGCACUCUUUGUUGACAUCCAACCCCACGACAUCAUCCGCGCCAUCAAUAGGCACAAGGCGCUCAAGUGGGGCAAAGCCGGCACCAACGUCCGCAUCUCCUCCUCACUGAUCCGUGUCGAAGUCCCCGACCCCAGCGCCGCCAAAAAGCGCCCCGCGAAGACCGCCCGCAACCACAAAGAAUUCUUCGAGCGCGUGCAGCAAGUCAAAGCGCUCAUCCCCGACGUCGUCAUCAAAGGCUACGCCGACUGCACCCGCGCCAUCAUCAAAAAAGACACCUCCCCCAACAAAGACGGCAUCUACGAAUGCCAGCUCCUGGUCGAAGGCUACGGCUUCAAGGACUGCAUGACAACCCCCGGCAUCGAGCCCUACUCCACCAAAUCCAACCACGUCAUGGAAGUCCGCUCGGUCCUCGGCAUCGAAGCCGCGCGCCAGACCAUCGUGCGCGAAAUCAGCUCCGUCAUGGGCAACAUGGACAUCGAUCCGCGCCACAUGCAGCUGCUCGCCGACGUCAUGACGUUCAAGGGCGAUGUGUACGGCAUCACGCGCUUCGGGCUGCAGAAGACGCGUGACAGCGUGCUGCAGCUCGCCAGUUUCGAGAAGACGCCUGAUCAUCUGUUUGAGGCGGCUGCGCGCGGCAAGAUCGAUAGCAUCGAUGGCGUCUCCGAGUGCAUUAUCAUGGGCCAGAGUGUCAAGCUGGGGACCGGCGCGAUGCAGGUUAUCAGGCCGUUGGGGUUGACGACGGAGGAGGUGUGUGCGAAGCGGACGAUGUUCGAGGAGGGUUGGGAGGCGCUGUAGGCGGGCGCGUGGUAACGAGGGACCCGAGUGGUGUCAAGUAUCUGAGAGCGGGGAUCUGGGAAUGUGCUAUCUGAGCAAGUACAGCAUUAAAAGGGCGUUCCGGCGCUCCAUCGUUUCCACACUCUUGGCACAUAGCAUAGCGGCUGGCUGUCUGCAUUAUCUGAAUCCAUCUGAAUCUACAAAACACUUUGUCUUCCAAGCCAGUCGACACAGUUCUUCCAGGCCCAGGCUGUGCUCGCGUUCUGUCCCUUUGCGUGCGUCCAUACGCAUCGAUCCCAG
Boeremia exigua is the source of this 4842-nucleotide messenger RNA. RefSeq lists its product as uncharacterized. Gene Ontology annotation, molecular function: DNA-directed RNA polymerase activity; DNA binding. Lineage: Eukaryota; Fungi; Ascomycota; Dothideomycetes; Pleosporales; Didymellaceae. The transcript is spliced from 2 exons. The coding region runs from base 127 to 4563 and encodes 1478 amino acids. The record is from RefSeq and is a predicted model, not a curated record. Gene Ontology annotation, biological process: DNA-templated transcription.